This is a messenger RNA of Anastrepha obliqua, 509 nucleotides long. RefSeq names its product cuticular protein 47Eg-like. Gene Ontology annotation, cellular component: chitin-based extracellular matrix. NCBI's taxonomy places the organism in Eukaryota, Metazoa, Arthropoda, Insecta, Diptera, Tephritidae. The transcript has 2 exons. Bases 67 to 420 code for a protein of 117 amino acids. The record is from RefSeq and is a predicted model, not a curated record. Gene Ontology annotation, molecular function: structural constituent of chitin-based larval cuticle.
AAUUGCAGACUUCUAUAUCAGUUUCGUACUACGAAUCAACGUGAUAACACAUCAAAUCUUUCAAAAAUGAAAUUCUUUGUCGUCCUCGCCUGCUUUUUGGCUGUCGCCUAUGCCAACGAAGAAGCCGAUGUCCUUCGUUCGGAGAGUGAAGUGAACCCAGACAGCUUCAAAUAUGCCUACGAUCUAUCCAACUCCAUCAAGGCUGAAGAAUCUGGUGUCUUGAGCGGUGAUGCUUUGGUCGCCAAGGGUCAGUACUCGUUCACCGCCCCCGAGGGCGAUCAGGUUUCUGUGCAAUACGUCGCUGAUGAAAACGGUUACCAAGUUGUGGCUGCCAACCCACCUCUACCAACCCCACCACCAAUCCCAGAGGCCAUCUUGAAAGCCAUCGCUUACAUCCAGGCUCACCCAUCCAAGGAAUAAAUAGAUAUUUUGUGCUUUUAAAAGUUGAUUGUUUCAUUUUUUAACCCUUUUCGAAUAAAUGUGUUCUAAGUCAUUAGUAUAACAAAAAA